Molecule: messenger RNA, 8132 nt
Organism: Leptonychotes weddellii (Weddell seal)
Lineage: Eukaryota; Metazoa; Chordata; Mammalia; Carnivora; Phocidae
Source: RefSeq, a predicted model, not a curated record
AAGUGACGGGAGCUUGGAGAUGGCUGCCCCGCAGGCGCACAAACGGCUGUUGGGAAGCUGGUGGGCCGCGGGCCCAGGGGUCGUCUCUGUCUGAGCUGCAGUUCCUGAUUCCCGGCUCCUGGUUUUCAGAAACUUUAUAUUUAAAGUACCCAGAAAUGAAAAGAAAGGUAGUGAAUGCUGGCAAGCUGAGACUGAGUCCUAAUGAGGAGGCUUACAUUUUAAAGGAAGAUUAUGAAAGGCGACGAAAACUAAGAUUGCUGCAGGUUCGAGAACAAGAAAGGGGUAUCGCUUUACAGAUAAGAGAGGACAUAAAACAGAGGAGAAAUCAGCAGUUAACUCGUUUGGCAGAGGAACUAAGGACAGAAUGGAAAGAAUCACAAACUCAGAAAAUAAAGAACUUGGAAAAGCUGUAUUUAGCAAGUUUAAGAAGUAUGGGAGAGGGACACCAACAGGCCAAAGAAAAUGAACCUGAUUUAAAUGCUCUGGCACGGCGGGCAGCAGAAAGAAGAAGAAAAGCAGAAAUGAGGCAUAAAGAAGCUCUGAAAUUACAGAAAAAUAAAAAAGAAGAACUAGUGAAACAAAAAACCUGGCAUAUCACAGCUCGAAAGGAAGCACUGCUUGUGGAAAAAGAGAGAUCGGCCAAAAUUACAAGUCUGCCACCACCACCUCCAACUCUUUUUGAGAACAUUGAACUAAAGAGAACUUCUAAUGUGAAAACCGGUAGAUCCACCUAUCAUCAUCUUUGCACUUUUGUGAAUAGAGAGAUGGACACAAAGCAGCCAGAUCCUCAUUUGGCUGCUGAAGAAGAAGCUAAAAGAUUGGAAGAACGACAAAAACAAGCAGCGCAGGAGAGAAUGGAACAGUGUGAAAAGGCUCAUGUACGGGGUUUCCAAGCAAUGAAAAAGAUCCAUUUGGCUCAAACUCAGGAGAAACUAAUGAAAGAACUCAAACAGCUCCACCAAGAGGACCUGGCACGUAGGAGACAGACUGUAGCGCAGAUGCCACCACAACUAGCUGAGCUUCCAUACAAACGCAGUGAAAUGAAAGAAGACUGGCAGAGAGAGCUGGAAUUUGCCUUUGAAGACAUGUACAACGCAGACAGGAAAGUGAAAGGAAACCUGAUUUUGCACCUCGAACCAGAAACUUUGCCCACUGUGACUGAUCAGAUCCAAGAUGAAGAACUGGACCUUUCAAUGGAACAAGAAAGUGUAGGAGAAACUGAAAACAUUCCAGUGACAGAAGCUGAAACAAUAUGUUCUAGUGAAGCAGACGUUCCCCUGGCAAUGAAGACCCACCAGGUCCCUUCAAAAAUUCUUUUUAAAAAAUUAUUAAAUAAGAUUCGAAGCCAAAAAUCUCUCUGGACAAUUAAAUCCACAUCUGAGGAUGAAAGUGAAGUGAUUACAACUCUUAGUGAAACCGAGAGUAAAGCACCAACAGUCGAAUCAGGAGCAACUGUUGGUGAAGAGAGAACAUCAUCUUCUGGGCAGGAACAAGUUGCUGAGAGUGAUACUCUAACAGUUGACUCUGGACCACUUACUAGUGAAGAGAAACCACUUUCAUUGGAUAUAGACUCUGAAAAGGAACAAGGGAUUCUCUUAGAAAUAAAGGAGGCUCAGCCUAUCACAGCUGUAGCUCAGAGUUCAGUUCUACUUCAUCCUCAAGAAGAAGCAGCCAGAAUUAGAAUGGCAGCAAGGCAGAAACAGAUAAUGGAAAUAGAAGAGCAGAAGCAAAAGCAGUUGGAAUUACUUGAACAAAUUGAACAACAGAAGUUAAGAUUAGAAACUGAUUGCUUCAAGGCUCAGCUGGAAGAAGAAAAAAGGCAAAGAACACAGCAGACUGGGGUUGGCACUGCUCCAGCACCAUACAGUGUAACUUCUGAUGAAGAUAAUCAUAGGCAGAUGAUUCAUAACUAUCAACAUCAGCUUUUACAGCAGAACAGGUUUCACAGACAGUCUGUUGAAACAGCCAGGAAACGAUUACUCGAAUAUCAGACUGUGUUAAAAGGAAAGUACUCAUCCGGGUUAGCCACUUCAUUGAUACCUGAUUCUGUUAUAUCAGUACUGCCACAGAAUUCUCAAAGACCCACUGUUAUAUCAGAGCAUUGGGAUCAAGGUCAGAGACCCAAGUUGAGUCCUAACAAAUAUCAACCUAUACCAUCCAUACAGAUCUCCAAAUUAGAACAAGAUUAUUUUCAGGUUCCAAGAGAAAGUCUCUUUCCACAAAGACAGGUAGAAACAGACAAAUUAAUCACUUCAGAUGUUUUAGCCAGGCAGUCUUUGGAAUCGCAGGAACAACCUAAGCAACUCUCGCAGAGUGAAGUACAACAGAGAGACUAUAAAUUGGUUCAUAAAGAUUCUCAUACACUUUCAAAGCCUUUGUCACAUGAUAGGCUGCUAAUAAUACAGGAUCCUAAAGAAAUAGCUGAAAUAUCUAGGGCAACAACUUUUCAAACUUUAGAUCCCCAUCAAAGGUUCUCAGAGAACAAGGAAAGUAUACCCUCCAUCCUAACUGAACGUUCUUCAUUCCAACCACUGUCAGCUGAGCAUGCUUUUAGUUCUCUGCCUGCUGCAGUUGGAUCUGGAAAAAUCCAGGAAUCCUUUUCAGCCAUGAGCAAAAGUGCAGUUUCUGUAAGUCAUUCUGUAAUCAGCCAAAUGCAGGAUAAGUCUUUACCAACCUCAGAGAAUAUCACAGCCCAGCUGGGUAAUUUGAAGGCUCUCCAAGAACAGUUAGACCUACAGAAGGAAGUUCUUCGGUCAAGACAGGAAGCUCAGGAACGAUUGCUUUUGUACAAACAGAAAGAAUUGGAAGGACAAACUGGCCUCUCUGUCUCCCUUCCAUUAGUAUCUCUGGAUUCAGUUGCCACACUGCCUUCUGCCAGAGCUGCAUCGGGGAGAAUCCAGGAAUCUUCUCCAACCAGGGAUGAUACUGCAGUUCCCUCAGGCCAUCUUGGGCUCCCACGACUUCCGGAUAGGCUUUUGAGUUUUUCACAGCCUGUCUUAUCACAGCAAGAUAAUUUUAAAUUUCUCCAAGAACAGUUAAAUAUUCAGAGGGACAGCCUUCAGGCGAGGCGAGAAGCCCAGGAAGUAUCAUGUGUACAUAAACAGAGUGAAUUGAAUGGAAGAAUAUGGUCUGAACAGACUGCACCCCCUUCUCUCCCUUCUCACAUAGUUCAGCAUACAUUUACUUCACUACUUUCUGCUGGCACUCAUUCUAGAGAGAUCCAGGAGCAGUUUUCAUCUGAGAGUGCGAAGGGACUUCUCUCAAGCCAGUCUGAAGACCAAAAAUCUCAGGUUGGGUCUUUGAGUUUCCUACAGCAGUUCCUACCUCUGCAUGAUAGUUUGCAGUUGCUCCGAGAACAGGUGACUACACAGAGGGAUGCUCUUCAGGCCGGGCGGGAAGCCCAGGCAGAAUUGCUUUUGCAUAGACAAAGGGAUUUGGGAGACAGUAAGUCUGGGCAAAUGAGUUCUUCACUUCCACCAGCGGUUUCUCCGUCUUUAGUUACUUCACAAACUUCUGCUAAAACUGAGCCAAGAAGAAUUCAGAACUUUUAUUUAUCUGAAAAGGAGAGUGUUCUUCCCUCCAGUCAUCCGGUAAUCCCAGCAUUUCAGGAUGAGCCUCGUGGUUUCCCACAGCAUAACCUGCCACGGCAAGAAAAUUUGACAGCACUUGAAGAACAGUCACACACACACAGGGUAAUGCUUGGUGCUGAACAAGAAACUCGGGAAUUUGUACACAAACCACAUGAAUUAGAAAAAACAGUUUCUUCUGAACAGACUGGCACCUCUUUAUCCCUGUCCCAGGUAGCUGAGUCUGAAAGAUUCCAGGAAUUUAUGCCAAUCAAGAGUGACAGUACAGUUCCCUUAAGCCAGUCUAAGAUUCCGAGAUUUCAGGAAAGACUUCUGGGAUUUUCACAGCUUAGCUUGGAGGAACACCAAGAAUGGCUGCAUACAGAGAAGGCGGUCCUUCAUUUUAGCCAGAAAACCCAAGGAAAUGUAUCUUCGGAACAAACUGACUCCUCAUUCAGACCCCAGGUAGGACAGCCUUCAUUUACUUCGUUACCUUCUGCUGAAUCUGGUACAACACAGGAGCCUCCUUCAACAGAGAGUGAUGGUAAAAAUCUUUCAAGCCAUCUUCAGAUCCCACAAUUGCAGGAUAGGCUUUUGAGGAUAUCACAACUUAUUCGGCCUCAACAAGAUAAUUUGAAGGCGCUUGGAGAAAGGUUAGCUACACAGAGAGAAGCUAUCGUUCAAUCUAGACAGGAAGCUCAGGAAGAAUUACUUUUGCACAAACAGAGUGAGUGGAAGCAAAGAAUAGCUCCUGAGCAGGUUGGCUCCUCUUCCUUCCUACCCCCCGUUAUACAGCAUUCAUUUGCUUCAUCACCUCUUAGUGAAUCCGGAAGAAUCCAAGAACCAUAUUCAACUAAGAGUGAUAAUACAGGUUCCUCAAGACAUUCUGAGACACCAGGAUUGCCUGAUGGGCUUUUAGGUUUAUCACAGCCUAUUUUACCUCAGCAAGAUCACUUGAUUGCACUUCAACAGGAACACUUGUAUGCACAAAGAAAUUCCCUUCCGUGUGGCAAGAAAACCCAGAAAGAAUUGGUUUUGCCCAGACAGUAUAAAUUUGAGGAAGAGUUAUCUUCUGAGCAUUUUGUCCAGCUUCCCCAGGGUGAUUUGAAAGUACUUCAAGAGCAGUUAGAAAUACAAAGGAAAGCCAUUCGGUCUAGACAGGAAGUCCAAGAAGAAGUACUUUUGCAAAGACUAAGUAAAUUGGAGAAAAGGGUAUCAUCUGAGCAGAUUAGCUCUUCAUCAUUAUCCCAGGGAGCACCGCCUGUUGCUGACUCUGAAAGAAUCCAAAAGCCUCUUGCAACCAGAAGUAACAGUACUGUUCCCUCAAGUCAUCCUGAGAUCCCAACAUCCCAGGAUAGACUUUCAAGUUCAUCACUACCUGUUCUGCCUCUGCAAGAUACUUUGACAGCACAGUUGGACUUACAGAGGGAAGUGGUGCAUUCUAAUGAGAAGGACCGAGAAGAACUGCUGUUAAACAAACAAACAAAAUUGACUGAAAGUGAAUCUGCCGAGCAUGCUAUUCCCUCUUUGUUUUUACCCACAGAAAGCGAGCAUUCAUUUAUUCCACUGCCUUUUGCUGAAGUUAAAUCUAAAAACCAUGGUGAAUUGUAUUCAUCUAAGAAUGAACAUGCAGCUCCCUCAAGCAAUUCCAUGAUCCCCAGAUUUCAAGAUAGACUUGUGUGUUUUUCACAACCUGUCUUAACUCAGCAAGAUAACCUAGGACUUCAGAAGCAGCUGGAUCUACAAAAGAAAGUUCUGCAAUAUAGCCAAAAAGCCCAAGAAGAAUUGCUUGUACAGAGACAAACAACAUUGCAGCAGCAGAUACAGAAACAUCAAGAGACCCUGAAGGAUUUCUUUAAAUAUAAUCAGAUAAGUAAGCCCACAGCUGAAGGUGAUGUAGACACUCAGAAGCUCAGAGAGUGGCUUCCUCAUCUCCAAGACCUAGCAGGAGAUGAUCAGGAAGGCAUUAGUCUUGCGAGUAGGAGCAACUGUGGUGAUAAUCAGCUGCUUUCAGAAGAGAGUGGUGCCAAGCAAAGUGGUGAGCAUCUGGACAAAGAACUGGCCAGGAGAUCCUCAAAGCCCCCUGUAGCAAGAGUGAAAUGUGGACUGGACUUGAACCAGCAUGAACUCAGUGCUAUACCAGAGGUAGAGUCACCAGCAAGUGGCAGAACGUCUGUACUAGGUAAACCAGACUUUUAUCAAGACAGGGACCCUCUAAGAGUCUCAAUAAGCCGAGAACAAAGUUUCUUAGGGAGCCCACUGAACUGUGAUGCAUUUGGUUGUCUUUACCCCAUUGCCCAGGAGAACGUCUGUGGUGAUGACUCCAAGGAAGCAGCUCUUUCAGAGACCUGUCCACUGAAUUCUGCAACAUUUCUCCAAAAGAGAAGACCUUGUUCCCUUCUUACUUUUAUUUUCUUACCUCUUACUCUACUCAAAUCUUCCCCCUGGGAGAAUCUUCUUGGGUCAUUUUCAGAGCAUGUGGACCCCAGGGAACAAGAAUCUACCACUGGUAAAGAAGAGGAGAGAGUCAAGGUCAAGGAGGCUGUGGCUGAGAAUCAUGCUGUAUUAAGCCAUGCUGUGGAGGAAGAACAUGCAUAUCUGAGUCCAACUGUGAAGCCGGAAGAUGCUGACACAGAAGAGAUUUAUCAUGAGCCAUUAUCAUCAGUAACUAUUUCUACUGGGAGCUUUUUAAGUUACGAAAACACAGAUCUGAGCCUUACAGAUCCAGGGUCAUUUUCAGAGCAUGUGGACCCCAGGGAACAAGAAUCUACCACUGGUAAAGAAGAGGAGAGAGGUAUUUUAAGUUCUAUACUUCCUUCAUUACAAGUUCUUUAUCAAAGGCAGGACUCUCGGGAAGUUCAUCAACCUCUGUUGCCUGCCGUGGAAAAGUUUACACCUGUUGACCUUGACUUUCCAGAACUGGCACACACUUUUCCAAAUUUGCAUCGUCAGCUAUUUAAACCCUUAGAACCACAUCCAGAUUUUGAUAUAUCAUCAUCAUACUCUGGGAUUUCUCAAGACAGCAGAGACUUUUACCAGAACUCAGAUUCUUCAUGUGAAAGCCACCAUGCUGUUGUAGCGUCCAAAAGUACAGUUUCCUUUACAGCACUGAGAACCAGCCUGAAUUUGUCUAACAUAAGCCCGAACCAGCAACCGGAUCCUCAUUUGGCUCAUGCUACAGCUCAGAUAUUUACUACAGAAAAUACUGAGGGAUUUGAACAAUCUUUUCAACAGCUUCUGCCAGAAUUUUCUUCACAGGAGGGGAGCCAGCAUGUUGAUCUAUCAAGUAUUUUCACCAUUGAAGCGAGAGAUUCUUCCCAAGGCAUGGAAAAUCAGAACGACUCUGAACAGACUAAAAUACAAAAUAAGGAAAAAAGUGUUCAUUUCCACCUCUCUGUAGGAAAUUUACAGAGUUCAGUCUUCAGUUCAUCUAAUGAGGCUAAUGUAUUUCAUCCCUUAAGUCUACAGUAUAGCACCGCAUGUGGGUCUACGUCUAGUGAGUGCUCAAUAAAAGCCCAACCAGAAGACAGAAAACAAAGACUGGGUUUUGAGGAACUAUCAGAAAGAGGACUCAAUGGAGACAAAAAUGAAACCCGUGGGGUUUUAAACAUAAAUUCACAUGUGGAGGAAACUGAUUCUCAAUCCUGUGUUAAAACAGUGGAGAUGGGAACUUCAGUUCAGGCACCAUAUUCUGUUCAGAAUGAAAAAUAUUUUGAGAAUUCAACUAAGGCAGAAACUCCAAAAAUCCUAAGAAACCUUUCUCAACUAGCACAGUCAGAGCUCUUUUUAAGUUCUGGAUCAUUACAGAGCUCAGUUCCAAUGUGGGAGACAGAAUCUGGCCAUGGUAUAAUGGAAGAACCAGAGCUUACACUAGUAAGCACCAGUGAUACCAGUAUUGCUGAAAUGGAUUUUGCAAAUCUAACCCUAGAAGAAAAGAAAGGAAAUGAGGCAAAGAACAGUUCUCAGGUGAGUGAAUUUCUGCCUCUUGUAUCAGAAAUAGAAACCCCGGAUUAUCCAGAUGUAUCUGAACACUGCAGCGAGGAGCAAGUGAUCCUGUCUGCAGAAACCCCUCCAAAGAUUAUAGCUCUACCUGGGAGCUUACAAGAAGCAUUUAUAAAGAGGAAAAAAUCAUUUAUGGAGAGAUCCUCCCAGAGACAGAAAGAAAUAAAGAAUAAAAUUUGUAUUCCUGAAAAUUCUCAAACCAAAAUAGCUAAGGAGAAGCCUACAGGCUCAUCUGUGAGUCGCCUGAAGGGUGUGAAUAAGGUUAAGGUUAGAGUGUCACUUCCUGAAGACAGAAAGACUGCACAAGCCCUCAUGCACCAAAGGGCCCCAAGGUAUAGAUCAUACAAUCAGUUAGCUGAAGUCAAACAGCAAAGGGAAGAGAAAGCAAAGCAAGAUGCAUAUGCCCAAAACAGAGCAAGGGCAAAAGAAUUUCAUAAGAAAACACUAGAGAAACUUCGAGCCAAAAGUACAUGCUGACUUUCUACUAAAAGUAUAAAGUUUUUUUUUUAAUUAUGUGCAAUAUAGGCAAAAUUAUUUAAAGUCAAUAAAUUUUUAUUUAAGGAA